CAGUGAGGACAAACCCAGCCUGCCUCUCUUCUUCCACACUGAGUCCAAACCUACAGUCACUGGGUCCUGAUUGUGACAGUGGAGCCCAGUUUGCACUGCAGGAUCCAGAGAUGGCAUCAGUGAAGCUGGAAGACUGCAGUCAAACACUGGAGCUGAAUGUCAACAUUAAAGAUGAAGAAGAGGAGGAGGAGAUUGGGACAUCUGUUUCUCAUGGCCGACUCAGGUCAAGUCUGAGGCCGGUAACAUCAACAGUGAGAACAGACUCAGGCUGCCUCUCUCCUUCCACACUGAGUCCAAACCUACAGUCACUGGGUCCUGAUUGUGACAGUGCAGCCCAGUUUACACUGCAGGAUCCAGAGAUGGCAUCAGUGAAGCUGGAAGACUGCAGUCAAACACUGGAGCUGAAUGUUGACAUUAAAGAUGAAGAAGAAGAGGAGAAGAUUGGGACAUCUGUUAAUGAUGGAGACCAUGUUGAGAUAUUCUCUACAUCCGGAGAAAAACAGCAGGAAGAUCACAGAGCUAAGAGGUCUCACCACUGCCCACAUUGUGAGGAGAUUUUCCCAUUUCUAUCAAAGCUAAAAAUACACCUAAAAAUACACACAGGAGAGAAUCCGUAUUCCUGCACUGACUGUGGAAAGAGAUUCACAACAUCACAAUCUCUGACAGUUCAUCAGAGAGUGCACACUGGAGAGAAGCCUUACUCCUGCUCUGCGUGUGGGAAGAGGUUCUCUCAACAGAUCCACUUACAAACACACCAACAUGUACAUACAGGGGUGAAGCCUUACUCCUGCUCUGAGUGUGGGAAGAGGUUCUCUCAACAGUUCCACUUACAAACACACCAACAUGUACAUACAGGAGUGAAGCCUUACUCCUGCUCUGACUGUGGGAAGACUUUCUCCCGAUUGGAUACCUUAAAAACACAUGAACGUAUACAUACAGGAAAUAAUCCGUAUACCUGUACUGACUGUGGGAAGACUUUCUCCCGAUUGGAUACCUUUAAAAUACAUGAACGUAUACAUACAGGAGAGAAUCCAUAUUCCUGUACUGACUGCGGGAAGAGCUUCACAACGUCAGGGACUCUGACAAUUCAUCAGAGAGUACACACUGGAGAGAAGCCUUACUCCUGCUCUGGCUGUGAGAAGAGGUUCUCUCAACAUAUCCACUUACAAAAACACAAACGUCUACAUACAGGAGAGAAGCCUUACUGCUGCUCUGACUGUGGGAAGAGUUUCUCUCAACAGAACCACUUCAAAUCUCACCAGCGAAUACAUACAGGAGAGAAGCCUUACUCCUGCUCUGAUUGUGGGAAGAGUUUCAUCCGAUUGGAAAUAUUAAAAUGCCACCAGCGAAUACAUACAGGAGAGAAGCCUUACUGCUGCUCUGACUGUGGGAAGAGUUUCUCACAACUGGGCAACUUAAAAACACACCAAUUUAUACAUAAAGGAGAGAAGCCUUACUCCUGCUCUGACUGCGGGAAGGGCAGUAUUGAAUCAUCUAAAUUAACCAUUCAUCAGAGAGUGCACACAGGAGAGAAGCCUUACUCCUGCUCUGACUGUGGAUCGAGUUUCUCCCAAUAUGGCCACUUAAAAUCACACCAACGUAUACACACCGGAGAGAAGCCAUACUUCUGCGCUGACUGUGGGAAUAGCUUCACAACAUCGAGGGCUCUGACAAUUCACCAGAGAGUGCACACAGGAGAGAAGCCUUAUUUCUGCUCUGAUUGUGGAAAGAGUUUCUCCCGAUUGGAUACCUUAAAAAAUCACCAAUUAAUACAUGAAGGACAGAAGCCUUACUCCUGCUCUGACUGUGGGAAAUGCUUCAUUAAAUCAGCUAAAUUAACCAUUCAUCAGAGAGUGCACACUGGAGAGAAGCCUUACACCUGCUCUGACUGUGGAGAGAGUUUCUCCCGAUUGGAUGCCUUAAAAAGUCACCAACUAAUACAUAAAGGACAGAAACCUUACGUCUGCUCUGACUGUGGGAAGAGUUUCUCUCAACUGGGCAACUUAAAAACCCACCAACGUAUACACUCAGGAGAGAAGCCAUUCUCCUGUUCUGACUGUGGGAAGGGAUUCUCCGUAUCGGGCAACCUAAAAACCCACCAACGUAUACAUAAAGGAGAGAAGCCAUUCUCCUGCUCUGAUUGUGGGAAGAGUUUCUCCAUGUCAGGCAACUUAAAAACCCACCUACGUAUCCAUAAAGGAGAGAAGCCUUACUCCUGCUCUGACUGUGGUAAAUGCUUCAAAACAUCAGCGGAAGUAAAUGUUCAUUGGAGAACACACACAGGAGAGAAGCCUUACUUCUGUGACUGUGGGAAAAGUUUCUCCAGGUUGAAUACCUUAAAAACCCACCAACGUAUACACACAGGCGAAAAGCCAUUCUCCUGCUCUGUCUGUGGGAAGAGUUUCUCUGUAUCAUGCAACCUAAAAACCCACCAACUUAUACACACAGGAGAGAAGCCAUUCUCCUGCUCUGACUGUGGGAAGAGUUUCUCCAUAUCGGGCAACCUAAAAACCCACCAAUGUAUACAUAAAGGAGAGAAGCCUCACUCCUGCUCUGAUCGUGGUAAAUGCUAAGGUAAACGUUCAUCGCAGAACACACAUGAGAGAAGCCUUACCACUGUGACUGUGGACAAGAGUUUCUCCAGAUUGAAUACCUUAAAAACACAUCAAUGUAUACAUAACGGAGAGAAGCAUCAUCAGUUCUCUCAGACCAGCUAAAAUGAAAGUAAUCACUUAAUUCAAUCACUUAAUUCUCAUAAAGGAAGUAGUAACAGUUCAUUUGAUCAAAAGAAGAAAGCGUAGCACACUGUUGUUUCUCACUGCAGUGGAAAGGGAGUGUUUUCUACAACGUUAGCCUCUACUUUACUGAUCAGUGUGUUUUGUUAGCUUCUACUGUAGAGAUAUUGAGAUCACCAUGGAUUUGCCCUUAGGGUUGAAUACCCUCUGAGGUGUCUCUCAUUGAAACAAUGAAGUCUGAGGGUUGACUGUGGUAGUACUGCUUUCAUCUAAAGUGUUCUGUGGGAAUGAGCUGG
This is a messenger RNA of Salvelinus fontinalis (brook trout), 3031 nucleotides long. RefSeq names its product zinc finger protein 345-like. Bases 111 to 2573 code for a protein of 820 amino acids. Gene Ontology annotation, molecular function: RNA polymerase II cis-regulatory region sequence-specific DNA binding; DNA-binding transcription factor activity. Gene Ontology annotation, biological process: regulation of transcription by RNA polymerase II. Lineage: Eukaryota; Metazoa; Chordata; Actinopteri; Salmoniformes; Salmonidae. The transcript is spliced from 5 exons. The record is from RefSeq and is a predicted model, not a curated record.